CUUUCUUAUCUGUCGUUUGCAUUGAACAAGUCCAACAGGUAACAUGUCUAUCCGUGUGUUAGAUAUCAUCUUUUUCUUCUAUUUCGCCUCUCACAUCCCUAUCACAUUAUUUAUUGACUUACAAGCCCUGCUGCCCGGACAUGUGUAUCCUCAGCAGCUGAUAGAUGUGUUGAAGUGGUAUGCUGAGGCGUUCAGGGACCCCAUGGUGCUGGAUCCUCCGGAGUGGUUCAGAUCCUUCAUCUUCUGCGAGGCUUUGUUUCAGACGCCUUUCUUCCCUGUUGCAGCUUAUGCUUUUCUAAAAGGUGGCUGUAAGUGGAUCAGGACUCCUGCCAUCAUUUAUUCCACACAUGUGGCCACCACCCUGGUCCCGAUCCUAGCUCACAUCCUCUUCUAUCAGUUCCCUAUGAAACCCAACCCUGGUCCCCAGACCCCGCAGGAGCGCUGGCUGCUCGUCUCCAUAUACGCACCAUACCUGCUGGUGCCUGUGCUGCUGCUCCUCACCAUGCUGCUCUCCUCCACAUACAACUCCACCAACUCCAACGCUGGACACCAGCCAGCCAAAUCCAAGAAGAAGAACUGACACGCAGCCAGACUACAGCUAUCUAAUUCACUCUGAUUUUAGGAGAUAUAUUUUUACAUUUCUGAAUGUACCAUUUGUAUGUGAUGUAACGUACAUACAGGUCUAUCUGAGAGGCUGUGCAGAGUUCAACUUUGAGCCAGAAUGAGCACUUUUAUUAAAAGUAAACACUUGUUUACUGAA
Sebastes umbrosus (honeycomb rockfish) is the source of this 760-nucleotide messenger RNA. It is a transcript of the gene tmem97, whose product is annotated as transmembrane protein 97. The record is from RefSeq and is a predicted model, not a curated record. Gene Ontology annotation, cellular component: endoplasmic reticulum. Bases 44 to 580 code for a protein of 178 amino acids. Lineage: Eukaryota; Metazoa; Chordata; Actinopteri; Perciformes; Sebastidae. The transcript is spliced from 3 exons.